Messenger RNA from Aspergillus clavatus NRRL 1, 153 nucleotides. RefSeq lists its product as uncharacterized. The record is from RefSeq and is a predicted model, not a curated record. The transcript has a single exon. Bases 1 to 153 code for a protein of 50 amino acids. NCBI's taxonomy places the organism in Eukaryota, Fungi, Ascomycota, Eurotiomycetes, Eurotiales, Aspergillaceae.
AUGUUCUGGGGGAAGAAACACGACGAAGCUGAGGCUCAACCAGCAGACGCAGCAGAGCAGCUGAAAGUCAUCCCUCGGGGCAAGCUGCCUCCUCAACUCCAGCAAAUGGUCGAUCAAGACGACGGGCUCUACGAUGAUCUCUACUCGUCCUAG